Messenger RNA from Pseudovirgaria hyperparasitica, 2295 nucleotides. Its product is annotated as HET-domain-containing protein. Lineage: Eukaryota; Fungi; Ascomycota; Dothideomycetes; Acrospermales; Acrospermaceae. The record is from RefSeq and is a predicted model, not a curated record. The transcript has a single exon. The coding region runs from base 283 to 2046 and encodes 587 amino acids.
UGUUUUGUCAGUUUGUUGAUACAGGGAAUCAUGCUCCAAGGUCUGGACAAAGCUACAAGUGUGCGUUGGAUAUGAGAGGUUGACAGGUAUGCAGCACUGCAGCCACAAAUGCUAGGGGGCAGUGCAAGCCUUCGUCUAACAUUACUGCAUUCGUCUUAGUCAUGUUUGGCAUGUCCAGGCAGGCGUCAACUUGGAACUCACACCUCUAUACUUGUUAUGACUCCUCAUGACUUUACAGUCUGUAUAGUGUGUUUGCUGUCAGAUUGUCAUUUCGCAUUGUGAAUGAUGUUCACAUACGAGCCGCUACGGUCAAACACCUCGACCAGACUAAUCGAGCUACUCCCACCCAAGCACCCCAACGACAGAACCAUUCACGCACGAUUGCGCCAAUGCGAUCUCGCAAACCCGCCCAGCUAUGAAGCGAUCUCAUAUGUCUGGGGAAACGAGAAAGACGUGGCAUCGUUCUACUGCAACGGGAGAAAGCUGAAGAUCACGCCAAACCUGGCUGCCGCGCUCCGCCAGUUCCGACCUGAUCUCGGCUCGCGAUUGCUCUGGGUCGACAAGAUCUGUAUUGAUCAGGGCAACAUACGCGAGCGGAAUCAUCAGGUUGGGUUGAUGGGCCAGGUGUAUUCGUCGGCUUCGGGGGUGCUGAUUUGGCUCGGUGAGCGUUGGUAUGGUGCCCCUGAGGCGUUUGUCUGGAUAAAAGCAUUUGCUCUCACAGCAGGGCCGAAAUUCAGUGAGUUCUUUGAUCGUCUUGGUGGACAAACGGAGGAGUGGUCUGAGAUCUGGGGAGCACUUCGGAAGAUGCGCGUGUCAGAGCCGUCGGCCGCAGCUUAUAAGUCUCUUGCUCGUCUGCUCAGUCAUCCUUGGUUCUACAGGGCCUGGACAUAUCAAGAAUUUAUAUUGGCCAAGGAGAAGACAUUCUAUUGUGGUUCGUACCAUGUCGAAGGGUGUCUCUGGUCUGUUGGGGUAUCGCUCUUUUACCUUCUUGACAAUGCAACUCAUUACCUGCGAUUACUUUCCAACAAACAGCUCCGAGCCCUGUCAACCUUCGGUGGGUUUCUGGCCAUAGGAAAAGACUCAAAUCAUAGAGAUGGAACAGACUUGGUCAAGCUUCUUGAGUCUCGACGCGGUGCUGCAUGCACGCACCAAGUUGACAUUGUAUAUUCUCUUCUUGGUAUGGCCAAGCCCGAAGACUUUGUGUUGCCAGACUAUUCUUUGCCGGUCAGACAUGUGUUUUCAAGACUGGCUGCGUCUCAUAUUCUACGCACCCAAAGCUUGAAAAUCCUGUCGUGUAUAUCAGGCAAACAGGCUCGUCGCAAGAACACAGACCUGCCGUCCUGGGUUCCAGACUGGACUCUGGAGGGCCAAGACUCAUCAAUGCACCGGUACGAGGGGACUAAGUUCACCACUUCUGGCUCGUCAUCUUUGAGCGUCAAGAUCUGCCCCAAUAUGGAGAAACUCACGGUCAAGGGCGUCUACUUUGACCGUAUCCAGCUCUUCGAUGUCCCCUGGAUUUCCGAUGACGAAGAGGAGACCUACGUUCCCAAUGACACCGAAUUGGUGUAUAACGACCUCUUCAACCUCUUCAGAUCUCUCAAAGUCUUUGACCCGGAUGAUCCAGCUUCAAUGAGUGCCAUGUGCAUGGAUCCGUUGGCAAUCCUCACCCAUGCCCGAUAUCAAAAGUCAAAUGCUGCCGAAAGCUUCUUCGGCAGAAAGCGAGUGGAGAUUUUCGCCCGCCUUCGGGCAUGUACAACCGAGUAUGGGCGGUUCGGCAUGACUUCUUCGAAUGCGCGCCAAGGGGACGUUAUUGCUAUCAUUCUCGGACAUGACGUUCCAGUGGUACUGAGACCAACUGCAGUGCAGGACCAGUAUCGCUAUGUGGGAUUAUGUUGUGUGAGGGGUCAUAUGGAAGGCGAAGCUCUUGAGUAUGCUCGCAGGAAGGCGAACCCGGGUGUUGAGUAUGAUAAGAGGGAUAGGGCAUGGCUCGAACAUUUGCAUGAGGGGCCGUUACCUUUCGACGUUCAGGAUUUCAUCCUUGUCUGAUGGAUCUGAUUACUUGGAAAAAAUCACGCCAGGUGCAAUGACUUGGUUGGAAUGAACAUGGCUUUUACUUCGGUCAUGACACAUAGUCCUUAACAGACAGAAAUCUGCAAAGCCUUCAAAACUCAAGCCCCGAUGGCCUUCUUGAUGGCCUCGCCAACACCCUUUGCACUCGCGGGAUUCUGCCCCGUAAUCACCAACCCAUCAACAACAACCUUCUCGCCCCACGGCUCAUCCGCCUUGACAAACUUC